AUGUUGAACAAUAUGGAUUUGAAUUCAAAAGAUUCGUUCUACCCUCAGUUUGACAGCUGCAAUACUUCUCUGGGAAUGGAAAAUAGCGUGCAGAAGGAUAACCAGGAGGUCUACGUCGAUGCAGAGCGGGGUGUACAUGCUCCGUUUGGCCAUGAGGGAGCACCAGCAACCCUAAAAACCGAAGCCUCCAACUCGGAAUUUACUUUUAAUCCUUGCGAGUGUCCAAAAGAGACGUACAUCCCCUCCUCCCUCGCCUACUCUGGUAGUUUCUAUGUUGAGGCAUCUCAGGGGGCGUCGUGCAGCACAGAGACAUUACUCAACAUGAUCACGGAGAUUGUUGGUAUAUCAACAGUGCCAAUCUCGGAGGUACAACAGAGUGGCAACGGCCGGGACACGUACCCAUCGUCCGCGCCAAGUAAUGGCGGUUUCGGAGACUCUAGCAUCAGGAGGCAACCUUACACCUGCACCGGUGCCACUCCUCCUUUAUACUCUCCAGACCAGACUUGCCAGGGUUACACCGAGGAUCAGGUCAGAGGUCAAACUCAAGAUUCAAGUCUGGGCUCCUCUCAAAUCCCAACCCAGAAAAACGUUGAACCCAACUCGGAGGCUGCGUCGUUCCCCGUGGCAGUCAAGAAUGAGUUUGAAAGUAGUUGCUAUGAAUGGGGCACCUUCACUAAAUCUGACUAUUUGGACUCGGGCUUCCAGACCGAAACUUUCCCCAUGUCGAGUGACUUACCCCCGGCCCAGCAAAUGGAUGUAAAGGAACUCCUGGGCACCUUCCCCCCGAUCUGUCCUAGCACAGAGAUGGAGUUGAAGGUGGAGGGGGGUAUUAAACAGGAGCCGUGUUUCUCUGACACGUGUUCUCAGAGCUUCCCCAGCACCGUGUACACCAACUACACAGGCCCACCACCAAUGGGUGUUUCGUCUAAUCUGAAACAGGUCCCAUUCCCCAUUGAACUUCAGCCAUCAUCGAACCAGUGCGAUUCUUUAUACACAUCACCAGCUUUACCGAGCACCAUAGACUCCAUCCUUUACUCCUCCCUGUUGCCGGACUCCUUUGCCCAAAGUUACACGCGCGUGAUGAAGACCCCCCGGGCGCGGAAAAGCCCCGCCGCCUCCAACGGCCCAGCCAAAGAGAAACCCUUCUCCUGCCCCAUGGAGAACUGCGACCGGCGCUUCUCCCGCUCGGACGAGCUGAACCGGCACAUCCGCAUUCACACGGGUCACAAACCCUUUCAGUGCCGCAUCUGUUUGCGCAGCUUCAGCCGUAGCGACCACUUGACCACGCACACGAGGACUCACACCGGAGAGAAGCCGUUUUCCUGCGACGUCUGCGGCAAACGCUUCGCCCGCAGCGACGAGAGGAAACGACACGGGCGCGUGCACCUGAAACAGAAGGAGAAGAUGGAACUGAAGCCGCCAGUAACCAGCGCGUGGCCCUUCACCCUCCCAGAGGGCAUUUGA
Messenger RNA from Lampris incognitus (smalleye Pacific opah), 1464 nucleotides. RefSeq names its product early growth response protein 1-A. Gene Ontology annotation, molecular function: RNA polymerase II cis-regulatory region sequence-specific DNA binding; DNA-binding transcription factor activity, RNA polymerase II-specific. Gene Ontology annotation, biological process: regulation of transcription by RNA polymerase II. The record is from RefSeq and is a predicted model, not a curated record. The transcript has 2 exons. NCBI's taxonomy places the organism in Eukaryota, Metazoa, Chordata, Actinopteri, Lampriformes, Lampridae. Bases 1 to 1464 code for a protein of 487 amino acids.